Molecule: messenger RNA, 1014 nt
Organism: Rotaria sordida
Lineage: Eukaryota; Metazoa; Rotifera; Eurotatoria; Philodinida; Philodinidae
Source: the annotation of a GenBank genome assembly
AUGUCGAAUAGAAAUUUAUCGUCAUCAUCAUUAUUUUUAGCAACAAUUGAUAAUAUUACAUUUCAUAUGACAUAUUAUGGUCCAAUUAUUCUUUUAAUUAUUGGUACUAUUGGUUGUUUAUGUAAUUUUCUAACAUUUACAUCACGACAAUUACGUGAAAAUUCUUGUGCUUUUUAUUUUCUUUGUUCAUCUAUAUUUGAAUUUUUAUCAAUUACAUUUGGACUUACUUCACGUUUAGCUGCUGAUCAUUUUGAUUAUAAUUUACAACAUACAAAUCGAAUAUUUUGUAAAUUUCGUGCAUAUUUUGUUACAACUAUACCAUUAAUUGCUACUUAUUUAAUAUUAUUAUCAGCUAUUGAUCGUUAUAUGUCAUCAUCAAUUCAUGUUUAUUUACGUUCAUUUAGUCAAAUAAAAAUAGCUUAUCGUAAUGUUCUAAUUGUUAUUAUAAUUGGUUUAAUAUCUUGUUCACAUAUUCUUAUUUCUUAUGAUCUUCGACCAAAAUGUGCUACUUUACGUGGUAUUUAUACGAUAUUUGAUGGUAUGUUUGUUGUAUUUUGGGUUGGACUUAUUCCUCAUAUAUUUAUGUUAAUAUUUGGUUGCAUGAUAUUAAAGAAUAUAAGACACACAAGACAACGAAGAAUAAUUAAAAUGGAAAUUAAACACAUCAAUAUUAAUCAAAAUCAACAUCAAAAUUAUCAUAAAACAGAUGCACAGUUGAUUUUAAUGAUGUUAGUUCAAAUUGGUUUAAGUUCAUUAUUAAUUUUAACUCGAAUGAUUUAUUAUGCAUAUUAUAUUCUUGGACCAUUAUUUACUGGUGAUAAAAAAAUAAUAGGAUCAUUUUUAAUGUCAUUUACUACACUUCUCUAUUAUACUAAUUAUGUUAAAUCAUUUUAUAUUUAUACAUUAACAAGUCAAUUAUUUCGAACAGUUUUUUUACAAAGAAUAAAAGAAUAUAUUCAAAAAAUUUGUGGAACACGAUCUAAAAGGAGUGUUGAAUUGUAUAGGGGAAAAUAA